Molecule: messenger RNA, 609 nt
Organism: Vigna angularis (adzuki bean)
Lineage: Eukaryota; Viridiplantae; Streptophyta; Magnoliopsida; Fabales; Fabaceae
Exons: 1
Coding region: 1-609 (202 amino acids)
Source: RefSeq, a predicted model, not a curated record
AUGGACGUCCAAAUAUCAGAGCAGUUCGUCCCGCCCCAGUUUAAGAUAUACGACGGGACGACGGACCCGGAGGCCCACAUCAAGACCUUUUCGAACACAAUGGCGUUCCGUACGGGCAACGACGCCAUCUGGUGCCGAGCGUUUUCUUUAUCAUUGGAGGGGGAGGCACUUGAGUGGUUUAACUCACUUCCUCCCAACUUCAUCGAGAAUUUCGCUGGAUUCCAGCGCAUGUUCAGUCAUAAGUUCGCUGGCAGUAGCACUCAAGACUUGACCAUUUUUGAGUUGGUCACCCUGAAGCAGGGGAAAGAAGAAACUUUGAGAGCAUUCAUGGAUCGCUACCAGAAGACUGUCCGGCGGGUGAAGGGUUUAAGCCUGGAACUCGUUGUGCAGUACGUCCUACCUACUUCCAAGCCCGGACCAUUCAAGGACAGCGUCUGCCGACGAGCGCCCAAAACCAUGGAAGAGUUGCGAGAGAGGGCGGCUGAUGAGAUAAGGGUGGAGGAGAUGAAGAGCAAAGGAGAGAAAAUCGACAGAGGGAAAUCGGGCGGUCAGGUUGGGAAGUCUGGAGGGUUUAAGCAGAGAGAACCACCCCGGGGACCGCGAUUCUAA